Erythranthe guttata (spotted monkey flower) is the source of this 1061-nucleotide messenger RNA. Lineage: Eukaryota; Viridiplantae; Streptophyta; Magnoliopsida; Lamiales; Phrymaceae. The record is from RefSeq and is a predicted model, not a curated record.
GUGGCAGCCGCCGAGUUUUCUCUAGACGAGAUCGGAGAUUUGGUGUAUCUCAAUCCAGCAUUCAUGCAGCUUAUUGUCCAUGCCUUAGAAAAAUUUGAAGAUCAGCCACUCUGUGUUUUCCAGGUUACAUCAUUCAAAUGUGGUGGUUUUGCACUAGGCAUAUCCACCAAUCACGUUUUGUUCGACGGAAUGAGCUUCAAGAUCUUCUUGGAAAACCUAGCCUCCCAAGCUUUCGACGAUGACUACAAACCGUUAUCAAUCCCACCGUGCAAUGACCGCCGCCUCCUCGCCGCCAGGUCACCGCCACAAGUCACAUUCCCCCACCCCGAGUUGCUGAAGUUUGAAAUUAUGUUUUCUUGCUCAAAUUACCACGUAACACAAGAGGAUCUCGACUUCAAGAUCUUCAACCUAAGCCAAGACGAAAUCGGCCGCUUAAAGGAGGAGGCGAAGGCGGCCACCAAAGCCACCGGAUUCAAUGUGGUCACCGCCCACAUCUGGCGGUGCAAGACCCUCUCGUGCGGGGGCAGCAGGGACAGGGUGUCGACGGUGCUUUACGCCGUCGUCAUCAGGGGGCGGCUGGAGCCGCCCCUGCCUGCUUCCUACUGCGGCAACGCAGUGCUGAGCGCUUACACGUCAGCGAAGUGUUCGGCUCUGGAGGAGGAGCCAUUCUCCAGAGUGGUGGACAUGGUUUACGAGGGGGCGGAGAGAAUGAACGACGAGUACGCAAGGUCGGCAGUUGAUUGGGGGGAGAUCUACAAAGGGUUUCCUAAUGGGGAAUUCUUGAUUUCUUCGUGGUGGAGAUAAUUAGGGUUUGAUGAGGUGGCGUAUCCGUGGGGGAAGCCGAGGUAUAGCUGCCCUGUGGUGUACCACAGGAAGGAUAUCGUAUUAAUUUUCCCCGAAAUCGGCGGCGCCGGAAGCAACGGUGUGAAUAUCUUGGUUGCAUUGCCUGCUAAUGAGAUGGACAAAUUUGAAUCUUUGUUUCGUAAGUAUUUGCCAUGAUUUUUAUUUUUAUUUUUUGGAUUUUCCAUUGCAAUUCUGCAGUUGAAUUAAGCCAAGAUUCC